AUUACGAACGAACGUGCUGUCAAUUUUGAAACUGGUGAUUGUGACAUAUAAAUACUUUUUUGUGACUAAAAAAAAAGUGUAAAUUAAAAAGUUGGGACUAAUUUUUUUUUUGUUUUCGGUCACUGUGUUUUCUUUGUAUAAAUCGAAUGUGCGUUCUGUUUAUGGAUUUUUUUAACGUGCCGUGUUGAGGAAGAUCAGCCGAGGGGUAAUCGAACAGAAAUAGACAUGGCGCCUAAACGUGGCCUUAAAAAUAACUCGCAUCCUCUCAUCACAUAAGGGAAGUUGAACUUCCUUUCAAAAUGUAAAAAUAAUCUCCGGACAUCCCUAUGUACAACUAAUAUUAGACGAAAAUGGUUACGGACAUAAGUAGGUUACGUUUAACCAGUAGGUGUGUGCAGCCCUUGUUCCUGUUGCUACGGACUUGUGAGUGUGUGCUAGUGUUGCUAACAUGUGUUUGUGUGUGUGAAGGUUAUGUUGAGCAGAAGUUUGCGAUGGAACCACAGGAUCAGACUGCAGUCAUGGGUUCAAGAGUGACAUUACCGUGUAGGGUGGAGAAUAAGGCAGGUCAAUUACAGUGGACGAAAGACGAUUUCGGUCUUGGACUGCAUAGAGAACUUAGUGGUUACGACCGGUAUAAGAUGAUCGGAAGUGAUGAAGAGGGUGAUUAUUCAUUGGACAUCAGAGAUGUGGCCCUAGAAGAUGACGCAAAAUAUCAGUGUCAAGUCAGUUCGGGCUUAAGAGGUGAACCUGCUAUUAGGUCACGCUACGCCCGUCUGACUGUACUUGUGCCGCCUGAACCGCCGAAAAUAUUGCAAGGGAAAGUGUUCUCUCUAACAGUGGACAGAAUGAUCUAUUUGGAAUGCGAAUCUGUUGGAGGGAAACCUCCCGCUGAGAUCACGUGGGUGGACAGCAACGCUGGUGUUUUGACGCAGGGUGUGACGUAUACCGUGGAGCCUAUGAGUGAUGGGCAGAGAUUUACAGCGAGGUCUGUGAUAAGGUUGCCUCCAAAACAUGAACAUAACAAUCAAACGUUUACAUGUCAAGCUCAAAAUACAGCUGAUAGAGCCUACCGAGCUGCAAGCAUAAGAAUUGAGGUAAAAUAUCCACCCAGAGUUAAGAUUCAUAUUAAUAAUGGAAAACGUGUUCUUGAAGGGAAGGACGCUGUUAUAAAUUGCGCAGCAGAAGGGAAUCCAAAUAAUCUCACGUACAGAUGGUUCCUAAACGAUUUAAUUGUUGGAAAUACAUCUGAAUUGAUUAUUCAAAAUGUAACAAGAGCACACAACGGAGCUGUUUUAAGAUGCUUGGUAUCCAAUGAUGUCGGAAAAAAUGAAGACAGCGGCGUCUUUCACGUCACUUAUCCACCAUCAUUCCGCAAUCGUCCUAAGGACGUUGAAGCAGAAAUUGGUAAAUCGGUGACGUUGAGCUGCGAUGUUGAUGGGUAUCCUGCUCCAGAGAUCAUAUGGCUACAUUAUGAAGAAGAUACUAAUAUUCGUGUUGGUAAAACGGCUAAUUUGACACUCACCGUAGACACCCACACUGUAGGACGAUAUUCUUGCAAAGCAAGCGUUGAUGGAUAUCCAGAUAUCGAAGAUGAAGCAUCAAUAUUUAUUAAAGGUCCACCGAAAAUAAUUUCAAAUCACACACAAUUUGGAUCCCAAGGUGACACUGUUAAUAUUGAAUGCGCUGCUUUUGCUGUUCCAAGAAUAGACAACAUAGUCUGGACAUUUGAAGGAAAGGAAAUUGAUACUAUACAUGACCAAGACUACGCCUUCCUAGAGGAAUUACAGCCGGGUGGGAUCGUUAACUCCACACUAACCAUCCGUGAGAGCCAAACCAAACACUUCGGAGUUUAUAAAUGCAACGUGUCGAAUGACUACGGAAGUGAUACCAUCGAGAUUAUUUUGAAGUCUAACAAAAGUUUCCCGUUACUGGUGAUUCUAUUUGGAGUGACGUCAGGGACGAUAAUGGUGGCCGUAGUUAUAAUGUUGGUGAUUUUAUGUCAAAGAAAACAGAGAAAAAGUAAGCAAGUCCAAGUGACAGAGAAGCCAGAUGUAACGGUUACAGCUGAAGAACUUUUUAAAGAAAACGAUAGAAAUUCAAACAUAAGCGAUCUAAAACUCGAACUGAGACAAGCGAAUGGCACUUCUGAAAUUGAUUAUUCUAAUACUGGCUCAGAUAGUACAUUAUGUUCAAACGCUAAAUUAGGGAGCGGCAUUCCUUUAGCCGGCUCAGUACCGCUGUCUUCAAUAAAUCAAACCAACACAUAUCAACCAUAUAGAUACAGCAACGAUUACACGGAUCCCGCCUAUUCGGACUGUUACAAGGUAAAUGGAUUCGGUAAUGGAUAUCAAACGUAUGUCCACUACGGUCACGACUAUACUCCUGGCUCACUACGUGUACAAUCGCCUACGAUGGGAAGUGACAAACUCACUCCUAACAGGUCUAUAAAUGGCAGUCUGCCCAGAAGCGUAGAUACGCCUUCCUCGGUACAAUACAACGCAAGUAAUGGCUCCCAAAGCAAUUCUUUGCAGCGUGCAACGAAACGACAGGAUAGCAGUGGCGCUUUGAAUAAUUUACCGAAUGACGGUGCCCGCGUACCAAACGGUGGUAUUAUUCAAGGAGUGGAUGUAAGAUACGCAGCAACAUAUGGCAAUCCACAUUUAAGAAGUGGACUUAGUACCACUGUAAAUACAGCAAAACCAGCCUCCACUCCAGCGCCACCGCCUUAUUCAUCUGUUAGAAGUUCUGUUAUUAUACCAUCAGGUACAUCAUCACAUUCAAUAACAUCGCCAACCAGUCUUGCAUCACCUCAAUGUGCCACAAGUCCUAUUACUAAUUCUACUCUGUCAACAGAUAGUGCACAGCCUGCGGUCGGAGUGACCUCGUCUGCCACUCCUCAGUCGCCGAGUUCGCACUACAUACUCGCUCCAACGAAUCGAUCCUUAAGUAACGCAACCGUUACUAAGAAAGGUAGUGGUCAUCAACAACCUUUAGCGACACACGUAUAAACGUUCCUAAAACUAAUAAAAUAGUGUUGAUUAAAUUUUAAUCAAAAUCGAUACAGUGUUAAUAAGUGAUUA
Nymphalis io (European peacock) is the source of this 3080-nucleotide messenger RNA. It is a transcript of the gene rst, whose product is annotated as irregular chiasm C-roughest protein-like. The transcript has 22 exons. NCBI's taxonomy places the organism in Eukaryota, Metazoa, Arthropoda, Insecta, Lepidoptera, Nymphalidae. Gene Ontology annotation, biological process: cell-cell adhesion. Gene Ontology annotation, molecular function: cell adhesion molecule binding. Gene Ontology annotation, cellular component: cell-cell junction. The record is from RefSeq and is a predicted model, not a curated record. Bases 351 to 3008 code for a protein of 885 amino acids.